AUGCUGAGGCAGCUGUGUUGGGUGGCAUGGGCAUCUGAUAAGCCUCUUGCGACUGGGGCAUCCCGUAUGCAACGCUCUGCGGCUGUCUCAGAGGCGGGGGAACGCGCAAGGACGCCAGAUCUAUAUACUAACGCCUUAUGCCUACCUAGGAAGCAUCUCUAG
This is a messenger RNA of Colletotrichum siamense, 162 nucleotides long. RefSeq lists its product as uncharacterized. Lineage: Eukaryota; Fungi; Ascomycota; Sordariomycetes; Glomerellales; Glomerellaceae. The record is from RefSeq and is a predicted model, not a curated record. Bases 1 to 162 code for a protein of 53 amino acids. The transcript has a single exon.